GAGAGAGGGAACCUCUGUUACAACAUGCUCCAGCGCUAUCAUGGCCAACCAAAAGAAUCAUUGGGCUGGAGAAUAAUGUUCUUUUUGUAUGACAUAAGAUUCUGAUCUAGAGAGAUCAUUCGUUCAUCUAUUUCAUAAAAAAAGCAGAAGAAUUUAAGAAAGUUCUGGUCUUCCAGUAUUUAUCAAUUUCUGGUUUCAACGGACGGUGCAAAUUGAAAGGAAUGCAUCCAUCAGGAAUAUGUGGACCAUCAAACUAACCCUUGUAGUAUAUAUAUCUAGCAGCCUCUUUCACUGCAUCUUUCUCGUUGCAUUUGUGGCCAUCAGCACAGGAAGCAUGAGCAGUCUUCGCAUAACCCCUGUAAAUCAACAGGAAAACAAUGGCCGUUUGCGUCGUUCUCACAAUCAUUCAAGCAGGCACCCUGUUCCUAGUUCUCUUCCCUACGAGCCUGAGGUUAGAGAUUGGCAAAAUGAUUGGGGAUUGUAUGAGGAUAGAGUGAGGACAGGACCUUAUGGCUUAACACGGUUUCCUACGAGGCCCCAUUCACCACUAUGGAUCCUCAUCCUGGAUGAUGAUAUCGUUAGAAAUAUGAACCCAAUGCUACGCGAAUUCGUUAACCAGUCACCCCCGGGAACAAGAGUACAGUGGCACCUUGGCCCACCCUCACAAGAAGAAGAAAGCAACCUAACCGAAGAAGAGUUGAAAGAAGCCAUGAAAAAGCUCACGAAGCAAACAUAUCUACCUUACAAAAGAAGUGGUAAGAGAGGGUUGUUCAAGGAGAAACUAGUUGCAGAGGAGCCAGAAAAUUGUGCAGUGUGUUUGGAACAGUUUACUCCAUACCAAGAACUAUUUGUUACCCCUUGCAACCACAGGUUUCACGAAGAUUGCUUGGUACCAUGGCUCAAGAGCCAUGGUCAGUGUCCUGUGUGUCGGUUCGUGAUAUGUGAGAUAAGCUCAAGACGUGUGAGCAGUGAUGUGCAUGGUGAUAUAUAUAACCUCUUGAUGGCCAUGGAGGAGGCAUUCAACUGGCUGAGUCUCCGGUGCUGAUUGCCUCCCUACUCUUCUACAAUGUUACAGAUCUUAGAUAUGUCUCUCUCCGUAGUGGCACUUCCUAUUUGCCAUGUCUCAAAAUUGCAUCUCAUGAUAAAGUUUGGAAGAGUAUUAAGAGUAUUAAGAAUAUGUUUUUGAUCGUGCUGGAUUCUGAAGGUGUACUCACCAAAACCAAUAGCACUUUCAUAUACUAUUGCACCAGGGGUAUUUAACAUUUCAAAGAAUGUCACCAUUUCAUCC
Messenger RNA from Amborella trichopoda, 1288 nucleotides. The record is from RefSeq and is a predicted model, not a curated record. NCBI's taxonomy places the organism in Eukaryota, Viridiplantae, Streptophyta, Magnoliopsida, Amborellales, Amborellaceae.